Molecule: messenger RNA, 912 nt
Organism: Mytilinidion resinicola
Lineage: Eukaryota; Fungi; Ascomycota; Dothideomycetes; Mytilinidiales; Mytilinidiaceae
Exons: 1
Coding region: 1-912 (303 amino acids)
Source: RefSeq, a predicted model, not a curated record
AUGAUCGGGGCUGGAACCCUCCGUCGCUCAAUGGUGGAGGAACAAGAAUAUCACCGGUUUUUCAUGGCACUGCUCCGCUGGAAACCAAUGUCACUUUGCCUCCUCGUUGACGCUAACCAAUCGAAUUCUACUGGAUUUCCUACCUGGGUGCCGCGCUGGAAUCGUCCCGGAUGUACCGCUUGGAUCUCUGAAAAAUGCAUCUACGAAACUACCCAAGGAGGUAUAUACAGUUGCGUCAAACGACACGGCCUCCCUUUGCUAAAUGUGGAUAACAUGACACUCUCUGUGUUUGGAUGCUUCCUCGACCAGGUCACUUGCGCUAUCGACGUUCUGAAGAUGGAUACACCGAAUGCAGAUUUUGGAUUAGUGGUAGCAUUUCUCGAGUGGAUGUCAAGAGCUCAACUUCUUGUCGACUCACAAUUUCUGUCGUCAGGCGAAGAGUUUGAGAACGUGCUGAAGCAGCUUCUUCCAGUUGGCAUCCAAGAUCCGCCCAUGUCCAAUAAUAUAACCAAGCCACUCAAAGCCUGGCUUGGAAUAAUAUUCGGUUACGCGAAUGAAUAUCUCCCGCCACGGAAGUAUUCCGAGCAAACUACUCCUCAUUCGGACCACGUCUUCCGAAUAUUCGACCAGAUUCGUCAAGUUCCUGACGCUCUGGCUUGCCAUCAAGCCCUUGUCGAGCACAUGUGCGGCAAGAUAGCUCUCUUCGUCACUAAGCAGGGGCGAAUAGGAGCAGGAUCGAUUGGUAUCAAAGACAACGAUACAAUUCAUCGCAUCUCCGGAGUACCACUUCCAAUGGUCUUGAGAAAGGAGGGGUUCGCGCGCGAGUACCAAGUGGUUGGUCCCGCUCGAAUCCGCGACGAGAAACACCAGCACAUAUGGAGAUACAAGUUCAGGCGCAUGGAUCUCGUCUAG